Erythranthe guttata (spotted monkey flower) is the source of this 1171-nucleotide messenger RNA. The record is from RefSeq and is a predicted model, not a curated record. NCBI's taxonomy places the organism in Eukaryota, Viridiplantae, Streptophyta, Magnoliopsida, Lamiales, Phrymaceae.
GGAUUAACAUGCAUAUCCCAUCAUCAAUUAGAUUUGCUACCUACCGUUUAUAAGUCGGAUCCUCCAUAAUUACCAGAUCUCAACCCGGAUUCAAACCCGACAUCAAACUUCAAACCCGACUGAAUAGAAACUGCAUAAAAGGAUCCAUAGUCCGAAUCCGCCUCUUCUCUUUCCUCACUCUAAUUUUCUCUCUCUAGACUCUCUCUCUCUCUGAAUACUGCAGUCUCUUUGUGGCUCUCUCUCUCUCUAUCGAUAUCUAUAUCUCUGCGUCGCUAUUCAUCUCAUACACCUUUUCCUCGAUCCAAUCAUCCACUCUGCGAAAAUGAAUGACGAAGUGGAGAAGAGCUGCCCCCUCUGCGCCGAGGAGAUGGAUUUAACUGAUCAGCAGUUGAAGCCUUGCAAGUGUGGCUAUGAGAUUUGUGUUUGGUGUUGGCAUCAUAUUAUGGGUAUGGCUGAGAAAGAUGAGACUGAAGGGCGUUGUCCAGCAUGUCGUACUCCUUAUAACAAGGAAAAGAUUGUUGGAACUACAGCAAAAUGUGAAAGGCUGAUGUCAGAGAUGACUGUGGAGAAAAAGUUUAAGUCACACAAGGGAAAGAGCAAAACCUCAGAAGGAAGGAAGCAACUUGGCGAUGUGCGAGUUAUCCAGAGGACUCUUGUGUAUGUUGUGGGCUUGCCACUGAAUUUUGCAGAUGAAGAUGUUCUUCAUCGCAGAGCAUAUUUUGGUCAGUAUGGAAAGGUGCUGAAGGUGUCGAUAUCGCGUACAGCAUCUGGUGCCAUACAACAUUUUGCAAAUAGUACAUGCAGUGUAUAUAUAACAUAUUCAAAGGAGGAGGAAGCAGUCCGGUGUAUCCAGUUGGUGCAUGGGUUUGUUUUGGAUGGUAGGCCUUUGAGGGCAUGCUUUGGGACUACAAAAUACUGUCAUGCAUGGCUGAAAAAUAUGCCUUGCGGAAAUCAUGAUUGUCUAUAUCUGCAUGAGAUUGGUUCUCAAGAGGAUAGUUUUACUAAGGAUGAAAUAGUAUCUGCUUACACAAGAGUUCAGCAAAUUACCGGUUCUGCAAAUGCUGCGCAGCCGCGUUCAGGAAAUGUAUUACCUCCGCCAGCAGAAGAUUACUGCAACAACACCUCUGCAUCUUCAGCUAGACCUAUCACUAAAACUGCCAUAAACACAAAU